AUGCCUUCAGAAGGAGAAUCGUCAUCCAAGGCUGCUGAGAUCAAACCCUCAGAGACAACAGCCACCAGUAACAUUCGUCUCAAGUUUGAUGGACUCCCUAAGCUACAAGGGCAAUCCAACUACCAAACUUGGGCGAGUGCCUGGAGGAUAACGUUCGACGCUGUAGACUGGUGGGAAGCGUUGAGCAUCGAGAACCCCGACGAGAAUGACACCGAACUCAGCAAAACCGAGAUAAAGAAGGCUCGUAAACAAAUGCACAGCCUUCUCAUCUCUGCUGUAUGCGAAGAAAUACAACCAACAGUCGUCUCCGCCGAAAAUGCAUUCUACGCAUGGAAGGCGCUCAAAGACCUCUACGAUCGUGUCUCACCCAACACCACGAUCACCCUCCUCAGCCGCGUCCUAGACACGAAGAUGCAAGAAGGCGGAUCACUGACCGAGCAUCUCGCGACCUUCGAUGCGAACUGGAAUACUCUCAAGUCCAGAUGCCAAAGCGCAGAUCACAAACUCGCUCAGGCUCUCCUACCCCUCACCAAAUCCAACGAAGCCAUGGCGGCAUUCCUCCUAAGCUCGCUACCCAAAUCGAUGAGCAACGUUGUAGACAACAUCCAGACCAAACAGGAUGUCACCUACGAAGACGUACGCCAACGACUACAGAACCUGGAUGAGGUAGCCCCUCAAACAGGGAACAAAGUGCUCCAUACCAGGAGUACCACAAGCGACAAGGAAUGCACCUGGUGCAAGAAAAGGGGACAGCCUUACAAAGGCCACGAGUACACGGAAUGCAGAAAGCUCAAAGAACAGAAUAAGAACAGAAAGGGAAGGAGAAAGGACAACUCGGCAUCGGUUGUAGUAAAUGACUCUACAACCACUAUCUGUAUGGUACGCCACGACAUCUCCCAACCCCUUACUUGGAUCCUUGAUUCUGGAGCGACCUCUCACGUCACACCCUUCAAAGACCAACUCAUCGACAUCCGACCUCACACCGGCAACGUCUGA
This is a messenger RNA of Morchella sextelata, 996 nucleotides long. RefSeq lists its product as uncharacterized. Lineage: Eukaryota; Fungi; Ascomycota; Pezizomycetes; Pezizales; Morchellaceae. The transcript has a single exon. The record is from RefSeq and is a predicted model, not a curated record. The coding region runs from base 1 to 996 and encodes 331 amino acids.